This is a messenger RNA of Selaginella moellendorffii, 687 nucleotides long. RefSeq names its product pentatricopeptide repeat-containing protein At2g35030, mitochondrial-like. The transcript has a single exon. Lineage: Eukaryota; Viridiplantae; Streptophyta; Lycopodiopsida; Selaginellales; Selaginellaceae. Gene Ontology annotation, molecular function: RNA binding; protein binding. Bases 1 to 687 code for a protein of 228 amino acids. Gene Ontology annotation, biological process: RNA modification. The record is from RefSeq and is a predicted model, not a curated record.
AUGGUCAAGGCGCUGGGCGAUUGCGGGCGGAUUGGAUCGAGCAAGGCGGUGUUUGAUGCGAUGCCCAAGAGGAACUGCAAGACGUGGGCGAUGCUGCUGCGGGGAUUUGCUCGCGGCGGAGAGAUUGGGCGAGCGAGAGAAGUGCUGGAUCGGAUGCCCGAGACGAAUGUGGUAGCGUGGACGAUCCUCGUGCAGGGUUUCGCGCAGCACGGGCGAGUGGGCGAUGCGAAGGCCGCGUUUGAUUCCAUGCCCGAGAAGAACAGCAUCACUCGCGCGGUGAUGCUCGUCAUGUUUGCGGAGAAUGGAUUCGUGGAGGAGGCGGAGGAUGUCUUCCAGGAGAUUGUCCACCGAAACGCGAUCCUCUGGGGGGCGAUGCACUGCUGCUAUGCCCAAAAUGGGGAUUUGAUUCAAGCCAAGAGUUUGUUUGAUAGGAUGCCUCAGCACAGCAUACUUUUGUGGACGAUUAUGAUCAAGUCAUACGCACAAAAAGGCGACGCUGAUCAAGGAAAACAAUUGUUUGAAGCAAUGCCACACAGAGAUCUUGUUUCAUGGAACUCGAUAAUCGCUGUUUAUGCCCAGAGAGGUCGUUUCAAAGACGCUAUACGAGGGUUCUUUGUGUUGCUGCUGGGAUUCCUAUUUAUGGAACACAAUUCUCGUGGCAUACGCUUUAGAUGCAAAUAUUUGUGA